GCCGCGGCCGGUUUCGACUUGUCUGCUGCAGCGGAGACGGUGAUUCCGGCCGGUGGCAAGGCAGUUGUGAAGACUGGCCUCUCCAUUGCGGUCCCAGAGGGCACCUAUGCGCGCAUCGCACCGCGCUCUGGACUGGCGGUGAAGAAAAUGAUCAACACAGGAGCAGGAGUUGUGGACCACGACUACCGUGGGGAGGUCGGCGUGGUCCUCUUCAACCAUGGCACAGAGGCUUUCCCCGUUGCAGUUGGGGACCGCGUCGCGCAGCUGAUUCUUGA
Molecule: messenger RNA, 275 nt
Organism: Symbiodinium pilosum
Lineage: Eukaryota; Dinophyceae; Suessiales; Symbiodiniaceae
Source: the annotation of a GenBank genome assembly